Tachyglossus aculeatus (Australian echidna) is the source of this 2879-nucleotide messenger RNA. RefSeq names its product calcium/calmodulin dependent protein kinase kinase 1 (gene CAMKK1). Lineage: Eukaryota; Metazoa; Chordata; Mammalia; Monotremata; Tachyglossidae. The transcript has 15 exons. Gene Ontology annotation, cellular component: cytoplasm. Gene Ontology annotation, biological process: positive regulation of protein kinase activity; intracellular signal transduction; protein phosphorylation. Gene Ontology annotation, molecular function: ATP binding; calmodulin binding; calcium/calmodulin-dependent protein kinase activity. Bases 62 to 1540 code for a protein of 492 amino acids. The record is from RefSeq and is a predicted model, not a curated record.
GGCCGAGGGCCGGGCCCAACGGAGCCCCGGAGACGACAGUGGCGGCCCCGCGGCCCACGCCAUGGACGGAGGGACGGACGUCUGCUGCCGGGACGAGCUGGUGGAGCGAGUGGCCGCCCUCGACGUGGCCGGGGGGCGACCGCGGGGAGAGGCCGAGGAUGGGGACGGCGGCCCGGGCGACCCCCCGGCCGCCCCCCGGAAGGCAGCCGGACGGCCCACCCUGUCCACCAGGAAGCUCUCGCUCCAGGAGCGGCCCUCGAGCAGCCCGCUGGCAGGGGCCUGGGGCCCCUACGCGACGGGACCGGUCGCCCGGGUCUCCCCGCGGGGCCAGCGGAGGCCCACCAUCGAGUCCACCCGGGUGUCCAUCUCCGACGCCGAGGACUGUAUCCAGUUAAACCAGUACCGGCUGCAGCGGGAGAUUGGCAAGGGCUCUUACGGCGUCGUGAAGCUGGCUUACAGCGAGAGCGACGACAAGUAUUACGCCAUGAAAGUCCUGUCGAAGAAGAAACUCCUGAAGCAGUACGGCUUUCCACGCCGCCCCCCGCCCCGAGGGUCCGCGGCAGGCCUGGCAGGAGGGCAGCCCAAGGCCCUGGGCCCCCUGGAGCGGGUGUACCAGGAAAUCGCCAUCCUGAAGAAAUUGGACCACGUCAACAUCGUCAAACUGAUCGAGGUUCUAGACGACCCGGCAGAAGAUAACCUCUACUUGGUGUUUGACCUGCUGCGCCAGGGCCCCGUCAUGGAAGUGCCCAGCGAGCAGCCGUUCUCCGAGGAACAGGCCCGGCAGUAUCUCCGCGACAUCGUCCUGGGCCUGGAGUACCUGCACUACCAGAAAAUCAUCCACCGGGACAUCAAGCCCUCCAACCUCCUCCUGGGCGACGACGACCGCGUGAAGAUCGCCGACUUCGGCGUCAGCAACCAGUUCGAGGGCAGCGACGCCCAGCUGUCCAGCACCGUGGGCACCCCGGCCUUCAUCGCCCCCGAGGCCAUUUCGGAAAAGCGGAAGAGCUUCAGCGGGAAGGCACUUGAUGUGUGGGCCGUGGGCAUCACCCUGUACUGCUUCGUGUACGGAAAGUGCCCCUUCCUGGACGAGUCCAUCCUGGCCCUCCACAAGAAGAUUAAGAACGACGCGGUGGCGUUCCCAGCCCAGCCACUGACGAGCGGGGAGCUGAAGGACCUGAUUCUGAGAAUGUUGGAUAAAAACCCCGAAACCAGAAUCACCGUUCCCAGUAUCAAGACCCACCCGUGGGUGACCAGGGGCGGAGAGGAGCCCCUGCCCCUGGAGGAGGACCACUGCAGCCCCGUGGAGGUGACGGAAGAGGAGGUCAAGAACUCCAUCAAGCUGAUCCCCAGCCUGACGACCGUGAUCCUGGUGAAGUCCAUGCUGAGGAAGCGUUCCUUUGGCAAUCCCUUUGAAGUCCAGGCCCGACGGGAGGAGCGCUCCAUGUCCGCCCCGGGAACCCUAUUAACGAAGGAAGCCAGCCCGGAGGAGGGCCGGGACUCGGAGCUGCCCGACGUGCACGAAGACGAAACCGGGUCCUGAGCCGUGCCCGCAUGCCCCGCGGUGACGCCCGCACCCACCCCGGCCCCCCGCGCUCCGCCGCCGCCGCCGCCGCUGUCGUCGCUGGUUGUGUGACCUUCGCCCGCCGCCCACAGCCGAAGCGUGUCCGCUGCCGGAAAUCGAAGCCCACCCGAGACCACCGACGGGAGGGGACGGGGGGACGGAGAGCCCGGACGCGGGGCGGAAAUCACGGCCGGGAAUGGGCACCACCGGUGACUGCUGUGUGCCCGGGUGGGUGGCUGGGGCUUCAAGUCCACCUCAGUAGUUGUGUGUGUGUGUGUGUGCCUGCGCUGGACUGUGCGCGUUGGUGGGUGAAUUUCUGAUACGCGUGGGUCCGUGUGUGUGUGUAGCUCCAUGACUGCGUGUGUCUGUGAGCAUAUGUAGUGUAGGCCCGUGCAUGACUUUGCGCGUCUGCACGUGGAGGCGAUGGGCGAGGGUGGGGCUGGAUGUUACCGUGGGAGUCUCUGUGUGUGUCUGCGCAGGACUGUGUGCGUUGAUGGGUCAGUUUCUGAUACGUGUGGGUCCGUGUGUGUGUAGCUGCAUGACUCUGUGCGUGUCUGUGAGUGUAUGUGGCGUAGGCCCCUGCAUGACUUUGUGCGUCUGCACAUGGAUGUGAUGGGCAAGGGCGGGGCUGGAUGUUACCGUGGGAGUCUCUGUGUGUGUCUGCUCAGGACUGUGUGUGUUGAUGGGUGAAUUUCUGAUACGCGUGAGUCCGUGUGUGUGUAGCUCCAUGACUGCGUGUGUCUUUUAGUGUAUGUGGCGUAGGCCCCUGCAUGACUUUGUGCGUCUGCACUUGGAUGCGUUGGGCGAGGGUGGGGCUGGAUGUUACCUUGGGAGUCUCUGUGUGUGUCUGCGCAGGACUGUGUGCGUUGAUGGGUGGAUUUCUGAUACGCGUGGGUCUGUGUGUGUGUGUGUGUGUGUGUGUGUGUGUGUGUGUGUAUCUCCAUGACUGUGUGUAUGUGUGAGUGUGUGUCUGUAUCUCCAUGACUGUGUGUAUCUGUGAGCAAAUGUAGUGUAGGCCCGUGCAUGACUUUGCGUGUCUGCACAUGGAUGCGUUGGGCGAGGGCGGGGCUGGAUGUUACCGUGGGAGUCUCUGUGUGUGUCUGCGCAGGACUGUGUGUGUUGAUGGGUGAAUUUCUGAUACGCGUGGGUCCGUGUGUGUGUAGCUCCAUGACUGCGUGUGUCUUUGAGUGUAUGUGGCGUAGGCCCCUGCAUGACUUUGUGUGUCUGCACUUGGAUGCGUUGGGCGAGGGCGGGGCUGGAUGUUACUGUGGGAGUCUCUAUGCAAGUGUGUGUGUGUGUGUGUGUGUGUGUGUGUGUG